GAAUGCAACAUUUACAAACACAAUCACAAAUAAAUCCCCACCUUCACGAUUGGCUUGUACUUGUCAAAAGAGUACCUCACGACGGCCUAAUUUAACGAUCUAUAACGAAACUUUCUUACGAAUUAACGAAUUAUACCAAUCUCCAUAAUGCAAGUUCCAUUCAGCAAGAAAGAAGCAAAUGAUGCUCUUACUCAAGACGAAAAGCCUGCCGCUCUGUCAGCUUUUCUCAAUCCUCCUUCGCGUUUGAUCAACUUUAAUGUAAAGACUCAAUUAUUAUCUCCUCAACAAGUCAGUCAAAAAGUUGCAAGUUUACUCAAACCCGGACCACCAUUUUACUCUGAAGUAUCUUCGGCAGAUUUGAUUGAAUGUUUAUCAAAUGGCUCUUUGAUGCGUUGUGAUGAAUUACGUCAACAAAUCCAAAAAGAUUCUCAAAAGAAAGACAAAGGUUGGUUUAAAGGUGUUAUUGCAUCUAUACAACAACAAGAAGAUCAAUCACAACCACAACAACAAAAGCCAUGGACAGGCGUUGGAACGGUUUGGUCCGCUUUAGAUAGUUUACCUUCGGGAACUGCAGUUUUUGCAGUUCCGCCCGUUUCUCCAAACGGAAAGAUUGAAGCCGUUUCCGCCACUAAAGAUGAUAAAGGUGAUGAUGGAUUAUGGUCAACGAUCAUGUUCACAUGUGAUUUAGACGGAAAGAAUGUCGAAUUAACAAAAUCUUGCGUAAUUCCAACAAAUGUGUUAGAUACGCAUCAUUAUUAUAACGGUAAUAAAUCCGCUUUAUUUACCGCCAUUGGUGCUGGAACAACAUACAAGUGGGAUGAUUGGUCAAAUGAACAACCUGCAAAUGUUAGUGUUGCUUCCUUUUUGGCAUUAUACACUACUCCUACCAUCGAAGCAUGGCAAUGGCCUUCUUGGGUACCUUACCUGGGAAAGAAGGAUGAUGACAAAGAUGCAGGUAAGGUCAGCAAGCCUAAACCCGAAGGAUCAAAACGUGUUUGGGUUCCUUCAACGACCCAAGUCAGCAUUCGUGCAAGUUGGUGGGGUUAUACGAUCUAUAUUCCUCAAGCUGUUUUUCCUGCAUUUGAUUCAGAUGUUGAACAAGCAGAAAAGAUUGCAAACCUUAUUCAUACAGUUUUGACGACAAUCUUGGAUAAAGCAAGUAGUUUACCCAUUCCUGUUGCAUUGCAAGCUGCAUUGUUGGUUUUAAAAGCAAUUGCUCCAAGUACAAGUUAUAUUUCAACAUUUAUCGGUUGGAGUUGGAAAGAAAUUAAAUCUUUCAAUACAGGUCAAGGCGUUGAAUUAUCCGCAACUUGGUUAUUGCCUAUCGCUUUAAUUCCACAUACUUGGGAUGCCGCCGUUGCACCGCCAGAUAAAAAUGGUGAUGGUACACCUGAUGGUCCUCCUACCACCACUCCACCUUCGGCUAAUGUGCCACAAACGGGCGGAGAUGGUGAUCUGAACGGCGAUGGAACUCCUAGUGGUACUCCCAGCACCAAUCAACCUCCUGCUAAUGAGCCACAAACAGGUGAAGAUGGUGAUCAGAACGGUGAUGGUACUCCUAGUGGUACUCCUACCACCACUCAACCUCCUGCUAAUGAGCCACAAACAGGUGGAGAUGGUGAUCAAUCUGCUCCUUCUCAACCUACUGAUGGAGACGCCCAACCGACAACACCUGCUCCUGAACAACCUCAACCGGCAGAACCAACUCCAUCCACUCCAGCUCCUGCUGAUCCGACCGUGGAAGACCCUAAGCCAGAAGAUCCAACCGCGGGAGAGCCCAAGACAGAAGACCCAAAACCGGCACCAGCUGAGCCUACAACUCCUGAAAUUCCAGCACAACCACCACAAGAACAUGCAACGUUGCCUGAUGCACCCGCAACCGAACAGCCUGCUACCCCUGCACCAACACCAGCUCCAGAAUCACCAAAGGAUGACGACAAUACGAUUUCUGGUGAUCCAUUGGGCAGUGGUAGAUUAGGUUUACCCGCAGUCGGUGAUGCUCCAGCGCCAACGCCUGCUGCAGAAAAUGAUGGAAUCGAAUGGCAAGAUCAACCUGCGGAAAUACCAGCUCCGCAACCUUCUACACCAGCUGCACCCACACCUGUGCCAGCAAAGCCUGCCUCGACGACGGAAACACUCGAAUCUGUUGCUCCUGUACCAGUAACCAGCACCGACAACACUACCGAAGCAAAAGGUAGUGAAAAGGUCAAAGCUGGUAAACGUAAAUUGUUUGGCAAGAUUACCAAUCGCGUUUAAAAGGAUGACGGAUGAUUUCGAUGAACGAUAUCCCUUUGCUAUUUUUCAUUAUACCACUUCUACUUUCUCAUCUCUUUACUCGAAAUGAAGAACUUUUUUUC
Molecule: messenger RNA, 2357 nt
Organism: Meira miltonrushii
Lineage: Eukaryota; Fungi; Basidiomycota; Exobasidiomycetes; Exobasidiales; Brachybasidiaceae
Exons: 1
Coding region: 148-2256 (702 amino acids)
Source: RefSeq, a predicted model, not a curated record